This is a messenger RNA of Eucalyptus grandis, 1185 nucleotides long. Its product is annotated as bidirectional sugar transporter SWEET12. Lineage: Eukaryota; Viridiplantae; Streptophyta; Magnoliopsida; Myrtales; Myrtaceae. Gene Ontology annotation, biological process: carbohydrate transport. The transcript is spliced from 6 exons. Gene Ontology annotation, cellular component: membrane. Gene Ontology annotation, molecular function: sugar transmembrane transporter activity. The record is from RefSeq and is a predicted model, not a curated record. The coding region runs from base 61 to 918 and encodes 285 amino acids.
UUCAGCUUCGAAAUCUUCCAUUUGGAUAUCUUCAGUUUCUGAGAGGGAGAGAGUGGGACAAUGGCCACCUUCACGACUGACAAUCUGUGGGUGCUCACUUUUGGUGUCCUAGGUAAUAUCAUAUCCAUCGUGGUCUUUUUGGCCCCAGUGCCAACCUUUUGGAGGAUAUGCAGGAGGAAGUCGACUGAAGGGUUUGAAUCGGUUCCGUACGUGGUUUCUUUGUUCAGCGCCAUGCUUUGGCUGUACUAUGCAUCCCUCAAGUCCGAGUCCAACGCUUUCCUGCUCAUCACGGUCAACUCGGUUGGAUGCGUCAUAGAGACCAUCUACGUUGCUCUCUACAUUGCUUAUGCUCCUAAAAAGGCCAGGAUGCUGACGCUGAGGCUGCUUUUGCUGAAUUUCGGAGGGUAUUGUUCCAUUCUUCUUCUGUCCCACUUCUUAGCAAAGGGAUCGGCGAGGGUCCAACUUGUUGGGUGGAUUUGCGUUGCGCUCUCCGUUGCAGUCUUUGCUGCUCCUCUAAGCGUCAUUAGAAUGGUGAUACGCACUAAGAGCGUGGAGUUCAUGCCCUUCUCUUUAUCAUUUUUCCUCAUGCUCAGCGCUGUGACAUGGCUCUUAUAUGGCCUAUUCCUCAAGGACUUGUAUGUCGCGUGUCCAAACGUGUUAGGAGUCACCUUUGGAGUGCUUCAGAUGGCACUGCAUGCCAUAUACAGGAAGGGGAAUACUAUUGUGAUGGAGGCGGAGAAUAAUGAUACCAGUGUUGUGAAGCAGAGCUCUGAUAUACAAAGUUGCAAUGGGCAUGCCAUUGCCUCCCACAUCGAUACCAACGUCUUUGACGAGGACAAAGAGAAGUGCGAGAGAAGCUUGAUCAUCUUUAUUGAAGCUCCUGAUAAAGGACCAGUGGCCACUCCAUCUGAAGUUUGACAGGCGUCUGAGUUACUCAUAUGCCUGAUCAGGCUUUUUUUUUUCUCAGCAGCUAGCCAGCAGCUCCUAGCUAGCUUGCUCGCUGCUUCUGCUAUGUAAUAUGUAAAUGGAAGAGUCCGUGGGCGUGUGGGUGCUUGUGGGGGUGGAGUCUUGUUUGUGAAUGUUUAACUUAUUUUUUCCUGAUGGUACAGUUAUCAGACGCAUUACUCUUUGCGAAGCAGAUUCAGAAACGCACCGUUCUUUGCUGAUUGAUUGAUAUCAUCUACU